Messenger RNA from Xiphias gladius (swordfish), 2882 nucleotides. RefSeq names its product mannosidase, endo-alpha (gene manea). Lineage: Eukaryota; Metazoa; Chordata; Actinopteri; Istiophoriformes; Xiphiidae. Gene Ontology annotation, cellular component: Golgi apparatus. The record is from RefSeq and is a predicted model, not a curated record. Bases 398 to 1732 code for a protein of 444 amino acids. The transcript is spliced from 5 exons. Gene Ontology annotation, molecular function: alpha-mannosidase activity.
CGGUUUGGAGCAUCUACAGAUCUGUUCCGUUUGCCAGGACAGCGACCGAACCAGAAGUGCUGGCCAUGUCCCGUCCUCUGCGCUGCAUGCAGAGAAAAUAAUUUAUGAAGAGUCGUUCGGGGCACUUAUCGGAGUGUGGUUGGAUGUCACACGUUACAUUAACUUAGACGCAGUUUUAAUACUGAAGCAAGCGAAGUGUUUUUGCUGCCGAAGGAUAAAACUAAUUGGCUUGUUAUGUCAGCGGGUGUUCGUGGCUGCUGUUGACAAGUCCAGAGUUCAUCAAUGCAGGCUGAACAAAAAACUCACUGACCGAGUUUCAAUGGCAUCCUCUCCAACAACAGUCCCUCACUGCUGUCUCAACAAUGAACUGUGGAAAGCCUCAAGCACAGACUAAAGAAUGGCAAGGUUUAGGCGCAAAUCUUGCAUCACAUUAAUUGCUUUGGUGUUGCUUUUCCUCAUCAUAACAGUGGUCUUGAAAGCACUCACACGAGAGGACGCUCCGUUCAGCAGCGCUGCAGGGGUCAAGUUUUUUCCUGACAGAAAGAAUGACAAUCAGAUCCUGGAAGAAAACAAAAAUAAACCCGACCAGAUCAAAGUGAAUGACCCUCCAAAGUCAGACAAAGAUGAGGAACUGGAGGCCACACUGAGGAAGUUUCCUCCCCCAAAUUACUAUCUCCAUGCCUUCUACUACACAUGGUAUGGGAACCCUAAGUUUGAUGGCAAAUAUGUCCACUGGGACCAUCCGCAGCUACCACACUGGGACUUUAAGGUGGCUCAGGGGUAUCCACAAGGGAGACACAGCCCACCUGAUGACAUUGGGUCCAACUUUUACCCCUCUCUAGGAGCUUACAGUUCCAGGGACCCCUCCAUUAUAGAGGCUCAUAUGAAGCAACUACGUACAGCAGCUAUUGGUGUCAUUGCUGUUUCCUGGUAUCCUCCUAAUUUGAAGGAUGACAACGGUGAGCCAACAGAUGACAUUGUGCCUUUGCUGCUGGAAGUGGCACAGAAAUACCAUAUUAAGGUUGCUUUUCAUAUUGAACCAUACAAAGGGAGAGAUGAAGUCAAUAUGUUCUCUAAUGUCAAAUACAUCAUAGAGAAAUAUGGAGAGCACCCUGCUUUCUUCAAGUACCGGACGAACACUGGCAAGCUUCUUCCACUCUUCUAUGUGUAUGACUCAUAUCUGAUGAACUCGGAGCAGUGGGCCAAACUGCUAAAACACACAGAGAGUAACAGCAUCAGGGAAACCCCAUAUGACGCCAUCUUCAUUGCCCUUCUGGUGGAGGAGAAACAUAAGAGGGAUAUCCUGACAGCAGGUUUUGAUGGCGUCUACACCUACUUUGCUACUAAUGGGUUCUCCUAUGGGUCCACUCAGCGGAACUGGGACUCUAUUCAAGCGUUCUGCGAAGAUAACAACCUGAUAUUCAUCCCAAGUGUGGGCCCGGGGUAUAUUGACACAAGCAUUCGACCCUGGAACUUCCAAAACACUCGAAACCGCAUCAACGGCAAAUACUAUGAAACCUCGCUGAGUGCUGCAUUAAAAGCCAGGCCUGAUUUUAUUUCUAUAACAUCUUUUAAUGAAUGGCACGAGGGGACUCAGAUUGAAAUGGCAAUUCCCAAAACAAGCCAGACUGUGUAUCUGGACUACCUGCCCAAUAAACCUUUAAUCUACCUGGAGAUAACUCGCAAAUGGGCUGCGAUAUUCGGUGGCGAGCGACGGAAGUGGCAGGAAUGAUCUGACGAGGGAAUGAAUGAAGAGCCAUAGCAAAUGUUUAUUCGUGGUGGUAUAAAAUAGUUACAUAAAAACUAAAUUUCUAGUUGCAGAAUGGACAACACAAUGCAAAUGAUGAAUAACUGUAUUAGAAAAGCCAAAUGAUUUGCAAAGCCACAGGCAAGUGAUCUACUUCCUUAUCCUAAUUUUGGCUGCAGUGCUGUAUGUUCAUUUUUACACUUGGGUGAAUUAUUGUUAAUUUAACUGAUGUCUUAUUAUUGCUUGUUUACACAGCCUUGCACAUUUUGGGAUUCAUAACAUUGUCAGCAUGUUUUAUCACUGUCUCCAACGUCCAACUAAAACUUUGCGUAGGCAUGAUUUGCCUCCCUGUAAUCUGUGACUAUAUUAAACCUCAAUAGAAAUAAAUAAAGUGCACCCUGGAAAAGAAUGGGAAGACACAAGUAAACAAAGCAGUCUGGUAGUAUAAAGCUGAUGCCUCACUCUGUUUCCAACUCUGUCUCUCUCCAAAAACAAAACAAGAAAAAGCACUACUGAAAUCUUGAUAUUUCAAAGGUAUGUCAAUCUUAAUCGUGAGAUUAAUCACAGUAAUGCAAACGAUAGAGGGAUGGCAGGACAACAGUGAAUGAAACAGGCAGAAACAGGCUCCGUGACAGUGGAGGGUAAAAUCAGGAUAAUUUUUAUCCCUGGAAUACUUUGCCUUUUCAUUAAUGGUGCAUACCUGGUAAAUGUUGUAAAUGUUGUCAUGGUGACAUUGUGGUCAAAAUGAUGCAUCUGGCCGCUUGCGUUACUUAAAACAACUGACCCCUCUGAUUAUAUGUUCGGAGCCCCCUUACUGCCUUAAUUGUCAUAUUCAGCUUCUUGUCACUUUUAUGAGAUGAAGAUCCAGUUUAUGUCACUUAUAUAAGGCCACUUAAACUGUCAGAAAUAUAAGCUUAUUUAAAGGGCACUUCAGUGAUUUGAUCAGCUUACUUGUCAUGGUCAGUACUACUCGGCCUGUGAAAACAGUUGCAGCUUUCUUAAACGUUUCCUGUGGAGUUUUCUUUUAAAGAAACAGAAGUCAUGUUUAUAUUCACUGUUUCCAUGGAGCAUUAUGUGUGUCCUUGAUACAUACCAAAUAUGUUGUAUUCAUUUCCUUCAUCAUGAAACAUUUGCA